Molecule: messenger RNA, 4995 nt
Organism: Notolabrus celidotus (New Zealand spotty)
Lineage: Eukaryota; Metazoa; Chordata; Actinopteri; Labriformes; Labridae
Gene: parp10
Product: poly(ADP-ribose) polymerase family member 10
Exons: 11
Coding region: 162-3749 (1195 amino acids)
Biological process (GO): negative regulation of gene expression
Cellular component (GO): cytoplasm; nucleus
Molecular function (GO): NAD+ poly-ADP-ribosyltransferase activity; nucleic acid binding; transcription corepressor activity
Source: RefSeq, a predicted model, not a curated record
AAGCUGUUAUUGAGACGGUCACGAAAAUGUUUUUACUCAUUCUGUCGACAGAAGCAAAGCGAUCAGUUUAAACUGCGUCUUCAGAGACAAACAUGGCAACUCUGUGAGUGCUUUCACUUUCUGGGAGGAGGAAAAGAGCAGAAAUGAACAUGAGAUGAAGGAUGUCUGCUGAAAGCCCGGAGGAGAGGACGGUGGAGGUGCUGGCGCUACCUGAAGUAGUCGAUGAGGAGCUGCUCUUUCUGUACUUCGAGAAUAAGCGCCGCUCUGGAGGAGGUUCACUCGUCUCCGUGGAUAAGAAGAAGGAUCGAGCGAUACUGGUGUUUGAAGAGGCAGACGCUGCAGCCAGAGUCCUUACCAAAGGUCACCAUGUUCUGCACAAUGCUGAGCUGUGUGUGAGGAAGCCGGCCACCAAGGACCCGUGUCGACUGCUGCUGCGUGGAAUCAACCCCAACACCAACGCUGAGAUGAUAGAUCUCUUUGUGGAGAACAUGAUGGGGCUGAAUCCACCCGACUUCAGCCUCCAUCAUUCACCCGGGAGAGAUCUCCUCCUCAUUCAGCUCAGCCAACCCUUCUCUAAAGAUUUCCAAAGUGUUAGUGCAAAAAUCUCCAAGAGGAAACUUGAUGGAGCCAAGUUGACGCUUGAACAGGUCGACCAAACGGACUCCAUCCUGGUGGAGAAUCUGCACCCUGGCACCAUUUCAGACAUGAUCACUUUGCAUUUUGAGAACAAGGGAGGUGGGAGUGAGAAGGUGAAGGAGAUCACAAAGCUUUCCGAGAGCACCGCCAGGGUGUCCUUUACAAGUUAUGAAGCCGUCGACCUGGUCCUGAAUCAGCCACACAGACUGGAUGGGGCUGAUCUUGUAGUGAGGCCGUACUUUGAUUUUCUUCAACCUGAUCAGAGUUUAACAUCACAAGACUCUGCAGCUGGAGGCGGAGGUACAACUGAGGGAAGCAACGAGGAUCUGACAGAGACUCCCAUGCAGACUAGUCCCUCUGUUGACGUCAGCACAAACAGCCAGACCCCCUCUCAGACGGCUCCAGAGCCACUCCCUGCCCACAUGGCAGAAGAGGAGAAUGCAGUUGAGGUCAUGGAGGAACAAUCGCCGGAAGAAGAAGCACUACCCAGCCAUGUUGCUGUUGCUGAUCCUAUAAAACUGUCUUUGUUUCGACUCAGCACCUUUAAAGAGGACAUUGAAAAGGCUUACCCAGAUUUCACCAUCCAAAUCAAAGACAAUGGCGUGUACAUAACCGGAUCUGACCGGCAGAAGAUGGAGCAGAUAAGAAACACAAUCCUGGACUCUUUUGCAAAAAUAGCUGAGUGUCAUUUAAUCCUGGAGCUAGAGAUGGCUCAUUUCCUGGCACGAGAAGACGUUAGAGAGCAUCUCCUGCACGCAAUGAAUCAAAUGGGAUUAUCCUCUAUGUACACUGUGUCAGGCUGUAACGUGGUGGUGACCUCCCUCAGUCAGCAAUCUGCUAACCAGGCAUGUAGCUUUUUGAAAUCCCAGCUGUGUCACUUCAGCAUACCGAUGGUGGCAGAAUAUGAGUGCAUGCUGUACUGCAGAGAAUGGACUGAGUUCAUGCAGGCUCUGAGUUUCUCCUCCGUAAAGGUGUCAGAGCGAGGGAACAUCGAUGUGCUAACUCUGAAAGACAUGGAGAGUGAGAAGCAGGUUGCAAUCCAGGAGUUCCUCUCUACACCUAUUGAAAGAGAGACAGUCAUCCCUAUGGAGCCAGGCAUGCUGAAAUACAUCCAGAACCACUGUCAUCAGCUGUUGGCUGACAUGGACCAAGUGUCUAUUUUCCCACUAGAAGCAGACGAUGCUUGUGGGUUGAAGAUCCAUGGUCCGGCUAUUGCCUGUCAGAUGGCCGAGGAGGUGCUGCAAAGUGUCAUUUCCUCUGUCCUUACCAAAACCAUCACUGUGAAUGCUCCUGGAAUUACCCGUUUUUUCGCAGACGAUGAGUGCAAGAACCUGAUGAAAGAGAUGGAGAGAAAGUUUUCGGUCUAUAUCAACCCACUGUAUGUGACCUGGGAGCCCCUGGCCCACCAGGAUGUCUUUGAAACUGCAUGGAUGCAGAUGUCCCGCAGAAACUUCCCGAGAGUGUCUUUGGAUGAUUCUGCUGCUGAGUUAAAAUCUGAUUCAAUGCAAACUGAUGGAGCUGCAGACAAAGGCCUUCUAGAGGAGGCAAAGAGACUUGUCCCAACCGUCGAUGUAAAACUUGAAGAGGGGGUGUCAGAUGGACUGGAUGGUGUGGAAGAGGAGGACCUGUACACAGCAGAGGAACCACCGGCUGUGGCAGAUCAGGACUCUGGUGCGAUGCUUGUGGACACUUCCCUGCCUACAGCUGGAGAAAAGACCACCCAGCUGAAUGAUGGAGCUGUGGGCCUUUCCAGGGAACUUGAAGAAGAGGCUCAGCUGUCCUUAGCCAUCCAGUAUUCCAUGGAGUCAAGCGAUUGGUCUCUAGAGGAUGAGGAGGAGCAGCUUAAAAGAGCCCUGGAGCUGUCCAAGACAAUGGUCCAACAUGCUGACAAGAGCCCCCGUGUGGACAAGCCGAGGAGACAGGAUAUGUCCAUACAGGAAGCCAUUAAGGCAGCCAGCACCUUACAGCUCUUUGUAUUUGCAGGUUAUGCCUGUGACCUGACGAGGGUGGACAUAGCCUUUGGGAAGAAGGUUUCCCAGCGACAGGUGGAAGAGAGAGUGGAGCACCGGACUGUAAAGAGAAUGUCUGAGUACCACAAGAACUGUCUGGAGAUGAUCAAGAGGAAGCAUGCAGUAGAUAUCCAGGUUCAGGGUACCAUCAUCACCGUUUCGGGCUUCAAGGACUUUGUAUAUGGAGGAAUGUUGGAUGUGAAGCUGCUGCUGGAAAAAAUGCCAAACUACGUGUCUGACAGCGAAAUCCUGAGAACUGUCCAGUGGCUGCACGAGAACCCAGCCACUAAAGACUCGAUUCCAUACUCACCAGAUGCGAUAGUGUUCAUCGAGAACAUCUGGAGGAAGAAGCUGACAGAGGUUGAUAUCCUGCUAGACAACCAGCCACACAGGAUAGACUUUGAGAAGAUGCAAGAGUACAACAUAGCUUCAGGGAAAUCUGUGAAGAUCUCCAGGAAGAGGGUGGACGUAGGAGACCUGGAGACGGAAGUGCCAGUGGAGGAGUACUCUCUGCUGUCAAACCUGCCGGAGGCGAGCAAGGUGCACGAGGAAUCUGACGAGUUUCAGAACGUGGUGAAAAGUUUCUACGAGACCAUCCAGGAAUAUCACAGCAAGAUCAGAAUCAUACAGGUGGAGAAGCUCAUGAAUCGACUCCUGUACAAUCAGUACAAGCUGAAGAAGGCCAGCGUGCUGCAGCAGGCCACGUAUCCUGUAGUUGAACGGACUCUUUACCACGGCACGAGCGAGACGAGUGUGAAAGAGAUCUGCGUUCAUGGAUUCAACAGAAGCUUCUGUGGGAAGAAUGCAACCGUCUACGGUCAGGGGGUGUACUUUGCUGUCAACUCUGCCCUGUCUGUCCAGGAUCAGUAUUCACCUCCCAAUUCAGACGGAUACAAAUUUAUCAUGGUGUCAAAGGUUCUAACAGGAGACUACACGAAGGGCUGCCAUUCAAUGAAAACAGCCCCGCUGAAGGAGACGGGAGAUAUACCCCUCAGAUACGACAGCGUGACGGAUGACAUCACCAAACCAUCAAUGUUUGUCAUCUUCAAUGACACACAAGCUUUUCCUGAAUAUCUCAUUACAUGCCAGAGAAUUCAUCGCUGAGAUUGGCCGGUCUGCAGAGAAACGGCAUGAAAUGGAGAAACAAUGACUACUUUCAUUUAAUGUUCCUGCCUUUAAAAGUGCAUUGGAUUUCAUUGAAGGGCUAAUGUGUUGUAGCACACAGUUGGUAGUUUUAUUUUAUGAACAAAAUAUGACGUGUUUUUGUUGAGUGAUCUGUAACUCCGCUUCCUUCAGUCAUGUCUGAUCUGGAGGAACUCAAAAAGCUGAACUCAAGUUGCCCAUUAUUGUUCAGUGUCUUCAAACCUUUCAGCUGGAUAUCGCUUUGUCUUAAAACAGUCUUAAACAUGUGUGACCACAGCUUUUACAUAACAUCUCAUAUGUAUGAGUCAUUGAAUGCAAACAUGGACUGCAGAGCCGCACCAAUAUAUGCCAUCCAUGCUCAAACUUACAAGUUCCAAAAACCAGUUUUUUAAAUGUACCUUUAAUUGAUCUGUUCCACAAAGCUCUUGAUUUACCAGAAUACAGAUAUCUGUAUUAUGCAAUGUGACUAUCAGCAGGACUAAACACCCUGCUGCCUGAUUUAUCACUGAAUUUACAGAAAUUCUGAUCAGACCCUUAAAAUUAGUGAAUGUUUUAUAUUUUUAUUUGCUUCUGAGUUCAGGUACUUGAGUUUCCCUGAGCUAACUCUGCAACAUCCAGGUUCUGCAUGAGUUUUAUUUUUGCUCUGGCCGUGUAAGAAUAGUUAUACAAACUCUAAAGAAAGAGUCACCGAUCCAAAUCUAUUACUCUACCAUUAAGAAAGCAUAAUUGGGAGUGACUGUAAUAAUCCAUUAUUACAGGGAUCAAUAAAGAAAUGUGGCUUUGGUUGCAACUUACUUAAGUAAACACACGCUGAUGUUUUUGUAAGUUUGCCUUGUGCAUUUGUCAGAUUUACUGAUGACCUUACAUUACAUUGUUCUGUCAAUGUAACAAACUUCUGAGUUCUCCCUUUCAUACUUGGGAGCCAUUUAGGGUCGUGAUUUCCUUUUUUAGUUAUUUGUGCUCACUGCGAAGCACCAUUCGUGUGCCUCUCUGGGAGUCCUCUUCCACCAAUGGAGUGCUUUGAUCCAAUUUUUUGAUUUUUUAAAAUUUCUUUCAUUUUGCCCAUUAAUGAGUGUACCAAAGUUUUUCUUUUAAUUUGGAUUAUUUACAGAUGUUGUUGCAGAUUUUUUGUUUCUUCUUUAGAAAUUGAAGUAUUUGGAAAGAUCAUUUUUCUUUGUAUGAAAAUAAAGAUUAUUCAAAUAAGAAA